AUGCUCCAAACGCAGACCUCUCACGUCUUCUCCCAUCAGCAUCAGUACCCCCAGGCUGAUCCGUCCUGGCUGCAGCAACAGCAACAGCAACAGCAGCAGCAACAUCACCAAGCCCAGCACCAUCCCCACCAGGCCCAGCAACAUUCCAUAGUGGCCCAACAGCAUGCCCAAGUUCAGGCUGCAGCGGCUGCCGCGGCUGCCGCUCAACAACAACAUUACAACCGCAUUGCCAUGGCUUCUAACCCCAGUGGUGCGAAUCCAGCACAGGGCGCCGGUGCCGGCGCGAUAGGUGGGGAUGCUUCUAUGCCGGGCGCGGUGUCGGUGAUGGAUGGCGGGAUCAGCGAUGAGAACCGCAAGGUCUUCAUCUGGGUGGCCGAGCUCCUGGACCCGAACCGCAGAGAGGCAGCUCUCAUGGAGCUCAGCAAGAAGAGAGAGCAGGUGCCUGAGUUGGCGUUGGUCAUUUGGCAUUCAUUCGGUGUCAUGACUGCUCUCCUUCAAGAGAUUAUCUCCGUAUACCCCCUUCUGAACCCCUCCCAGUUGACGGCGGCGGCUUCAAAUCGAGUCUGCAACGCGCUGGCGCUUUUACAAUGCGUUGCCUCUCAUAAUGAGACUCGCACUCUGUUCUUGAAUGCACAUAUCCCACUUUUCCUCUAUCCAUUCCUUAAUACCACCUCUAAAUCUCGUCCGUUCGAAUACCUGCGACUCACCUCCUUGGGCGUGAUCGGUGCCUUAGUCAAGAACGACUCCUCGGAUGUCAUCAACUUCCUCCUCACCACCGAGAUCAUUCCGCUCUGCCUUCGCAUCAUGGAGACGGGCUCGGAGCUGAGCAAAACGGUGGCGAUUUUCAUUGUACAAAAGAUCCUGUUGGAUGAUAUUGGUCUGGCUUAUAUUUGCGCCACAUACGAGAGAUUUUACGCCGUGGGGACCGUUUUGAGCAACAUGGUCACUCAGUUGGUGGAGCAGCAAACCGUCAGGUUGCUCAAGCACGUUGUGCGCUGCUUUCUUCGCCUCAGUGACAAUAGCCGAGCGCGGGAAGCUUUGCGACAGUGUCUCCCCGAACCCCUGCGGGACGCCACCUUCUCUUCCGUUCUCCGCGACGACGCCGCCACGAAACGUUGUCUCGCGCAGCUCCUCAUCAACCUCUCCGAUAACGUCUCCGAUGGCGCUCCCGGCGUUGCUUUGUAA
Molecule: messenger RNA, 1185 nt
Organism: Aspergillus affinis
Lineage: Eukaryota; Fungi; Ascomycota; Eurotiomycetes; Eurotiales; Aspergillaceae
Product: Rcd1-like cell differentiation family protein
Exons: 4
Coding region: 1-1185 (394 amino acids)
Biological process (GO): negative regulation of translation; mRNA catabolic process
Cellular component (GO): CCR4-NOT complex; P-body; CCR4-NOT core complex
Source: RefSeq, a predicted model, not a curated record